AUGUACUUCACACCUUCGGCAAGAUACCCAAUCGGCCCGCCGCAGCUCCCCUUCCCGCACUUAUCACACUUGUCGCCUUGGGAUAAUCAUGCGGCGAACAACAGACAACGAAAUGCUGUUCCGACACCACAAGGACAGCAGGCUCAGCAAUAUCCAGUGCCGGUGCGCUGGACAGACACCCCGCAGCAACAGCAGCAGCAACAACAACCCCAGAAUGUGCCUGUCCAAGUGAGACAACAGGUCGAAGUCCGGGUUGCGCCUGGCGGAGCACAGCUGCAUCCUAACAACCCGGGAGCCGGUGCUCUCGCUGCGGCGGUAUGGCCUCACAUUUGGCUAUUGAUCAGGCUAGCAGCAUUUGUCUGGUGGUUCACGGCUGCCGACACCAGCUGGUCCCGCUGGAUCACUAUCAUUGCUCUUGCGACCGCGGUGUUCCUCCUCAACACUGGGCUGCUGAACGGAAUGGCCAACCAAGCUUGGGAUCCCUUCCGAAGGCACCUGGAGGGCCUCAUACCCCUUGCAGACCCGAAUCAGGCGCGGAACAGAGCUGCUAAUCCGCAGGUUCCUGCUGGCGCGCCGCAGCAGGACAAUAAUCACCCUGCUGGCCGGCAGCCGAACCCCGACCCGGCUCAAGUCGCCGCUAGACUGGUGGCACAGCGUAGAGAUGCCAAUGCCGGCUGGCUUAUGGAGCAGGUACGCCGCCUCGAGCGCGCCGGACUUCUAUUCCUCGCUAGCAUCGCUCCAGGAGUGGCAGAACGGCAUAUUGCGCAUCUAGAGGCCGAGGCGCGCGCAGCAAGAGAGGAGCAAGAGCGCAUUGAGAGGGAGGCGAGAGAGGCUAGAGAAGCUGCAGAGGCUGCGGCGGCCGAGGCGGCUGCGGCAGCAGCAAACCCUGAGGGUGCAGAGGGCAGCGAGGCAAAUGGCGAGGAAGCUGUGCCUACGGGAAACGAGGCACAGGACGGAGGCGAGAACGAGAGACCCGCUGCUCCCGAGCCUUUGAUUGCACUUUAA
Phaeoacremonium minimum UCRPA7 is the source of this 1005-nucleotide messenger RNA. Its product is annotated as putative ubiquitin family protein. The transcript has a single exon. The record is from RefSeq and is a predicted model, not a curated record. Bases 1 to 1005 code for a protein of 334 amino acids. Lineage: Eukaryota; Fungi; Ascomycota; Sordariomycetes; Togniniales; Togniniaceae. Gene Ontology annotation, biological process: endoplasmic reticulum unfolded protein response.